Molecule: messenger RNA, 3673 nt
Organism: Dendrobium catenatum
Lineage: Eukaryota; Viridiplantae; Streptophyta; Magnoliopsida; Asparagales; Orchidaceae
Exons: 11
Coding region: 282-3614 (1110 amino acids)
Cellular component (GO): cytoplasm
Molecular function (GO): protein binding
Source: RefSeq, a predicted model, not a curated record
UUAACCCUCAAAUUUCUAAUCUUCUCUCCAAUUAUACGCACCGUCUUCGUCUCCGAUCCUUUCUUCGCUGCAAAGAAAAAAAUGAAGAAAAUUCGCCUUAAUAUCUAACGUCUUCUUGUAUAUAUACAGAGAGACAAAACCGUCGCGGCCAGUGGCCGGCGUUUCUCUUCACCCCCGCCUUCCUUUCUCUCUUGGUCGCAUUUUGCUCUGUUCAUGUCCUUCUCCGCGGAAAUGGAGGAGGAUAGCGUUUGCCGUCGGAAGCCCUAAUUUCUUUUUCCGACAUGACGAUCGUGACAGGCGAUAGGUACCUCGAGUACCUCGUGAAAUUCGCGGAGCAGAACGCGGGGGCGCUGCUUGAAGGUUCGCUGACUUUGAAGCUUAAUCCCGUGGGGCUCCACUAUGUGCAGUCGCGGCUGGAAGCGUUGCAGGAGCUUGAAGGACUUAUUGCCGAUGCGCCGGUGGAUUAUCUCCGCGCGUAUGUUUCGGACCUAGGCGACCAUCGUGCGCUCGAGCAGCUGCGCAGGAUAUUGGGCCUGCUCACGUCCCUCAAGGUGAUAUCCGUACAUCCACAGCAGGCGCGCGAUCCGACGCCGCUUUCGCUUCAGGCUUUUGGUUGCCUCAGGGUUCUCGAGCUCCGCGGAUGUGAUAUAUCGACGUCGUCUGCACGGGGGCUGCUGGAGCUCCGGCACUCGCUUGAGAAGCUUAUUUGCCAUAAUUCUACUGAUGCUCUGAGGCAUGUUUUCACAAAUAGGAUUGCGGAUAUAAAGGACUCGCCGGUGUGGAGUAGGCUAACUUUCGUUUCAUGUGCUCACAAUAGCUUGGUUCUAAUGGACGAGUCUCUGCAACUGCUUCCUUCUGUGGAAACUUUGGAUCUGAGCAGGAAUCAGUUUGCGAAAGUUGAUAAUCUUGGCAAGAGCUCAAAAUUGCGGCACCUGGAUCUAGGAUUCAACCACCUGCGGACUAUCGCGUCUUUGAGUCAAGUUUCAUGUCCGAUAGUUAAGCUUGUUUUAAGGAAUAAUGUCUUAAGAACAUUGCGAGGGUUAGAAAAUCUGAAGUUAGUUGAAGGUCUUGAUCUUUCCUGCAAUCUCAUUUCCAGUUUCUCAGAGAUGGAGAUCCUUGCAAACUUGCCUUGUCUCCAGAAUUUAUGGUUGGAGGGAAAUCCUAUAUGCUAUGCUAGGUGGUAUCGAGCACAUGUUUUUAGUUUUUUCUCUCAUCCAGAAAGACUGAUAUUAGAUGAUAACAAUAUAAGCACAAAGGAGUACUGGGAAAGACACAUCAUAUAUACAAGCAGACAGAAACAACCUCCAGCUUAUGGAUUUUACUUUCCAGCAGAAAUUCAUACUGAAGAAGAUAGCAGUGCACAUGCAAACAAGAAAAAAUAUUUUCGUUUAGCAAAUAUUGAGGAUAACGAGCAGAGGGAACAUCUUUGUAUGGAAGCUAUUGAACAAGAUUCCUUGUCCUGUGAUAGUGAUAAUCUCAGGAAGGAUGAGAUUACCACAACAGAUGAUGAGUCAAAAAUAAUUGGUCUGAUGAAUAAAGUAGAACACCUGAAGAAGGAAAGGUCCGUACUUUGGUUGCGAGACUUCAAGGAUUGGAUGAAUCAGAGCUCUGACAUCAUAGCUGACAGAAAUCAGCAGAAAGAUUUAAACUUAGAUUUUCAGAGUGAGCAAAGUAGGGAACCAUUAACAGAUGCAAAUUUUGGAGAGGGCUCGCAUUGUGCUAACAGCACAACACAAAAAGAAGGAGGUGGGAGCUUUUCAAACAUAACCUAUUCUGAUAUUUCUGAUAAUGGUAUUUUGGAUAAAAAUGUUAGAACACCUGCGGAAAAUGAUGAAAAAUGCUUUGUAACUGGUUUAAGAUCUCAGGAAGUCAUUUCGGAGCAAGCUGAGAUGGACGAUGAUUUUAGGAAUCCAGAUAACCUUUCUCCCUCUCCCUUAAUUGUAAAUGACAAGUCUAGUAUCAAUUAUUCAACAGUUUGUGGAAGCGAACACUCAGAUCUAGCAAUUAACUCAGGGUCAUUUACUGCAAUUGAUGAGAUCAUUGGAUCCCACUCAUCCUCAAUAUAUCAUGGAUCACCACCACAUUACCGGGAGGACAUUUUACACCGUCGUCUUUACCUAGAGGAAGAGUUCCUACAACUAUCAACUGAGUCUCAUUCUGUGGAAUUGUCAGAUAGUGAUACUAGCUCCAGUGAGGACGAAUCAUGUGUGUUCAAUAUGUCAAUGUGUGAAAAUGAUUGUAAUUGCAUUCAAGGAUUUGCCUUAGAAUCUUCAAACCAUGGGGCUAUUCAUGCUAAUAAUCACAGGAAUGAGCAGGAAGAACCAUAUCCAACAAAUGUACAUUUGUGUGAGGAUCAAACCAAACUCUUUGAUGCUAGUAAUGAAGAAGCAUCCUCCACAAACAAUCAUGCUGAUUCUGCAGGUUGCUGUACCAGUUCACAGUUGAAUCAGGGUGCUCGAGACAUUAAGAGGAUAAACUGUAAACAACAACUUAAGAUAGGAUUUGUCUCUCUCUUUGGGAACUUGUUGACAGGUAAUAGUCAGUCAGAAUGCGAAAAGGUUAAUGGAGUCCUAGAAUCUCACAGAUUUGAGCAGGGCCAGUCAAGCUGUUGUGCAAAUGGUUUCAGUUAUGGUAGGAUGAAUGAUAAAGUUUUGCAACAAAAACAUGGAGCGGAAACUGUUUUGGCAUCCAUAUUUGAUAAAAACAAGCAAAAUGAAUAUAUAAAGGACUUUUUUAACUCAAAUAUUGCGGAUUCUGAAGCUUCUGAAACAUGUCAACAAAUUGUUUUCUGUGGAUUUAUGUACCAGCAGGGAUCAGUUUCUCAUGAGAGUGAAGCUGCUUUACUGAGGAGCUGUAAGAACAAACUAUAUAUGCUACUACUUAAUAAAAUAGAUGAUGGGUUAGAUAAUGUUUCUAAAGUUCCGAGAUGCUACGAGCUUGAUGAGAUUAGGGAAGUUGUUACAGGCCUUGGACUGCAAACUUUAAGGGUACGCAUGGAGGGUGAUAUGACGUAUCUAUUCUUAACAAGAUCAUUUGAGACCUCUAAAGAUUUAUUCAGCCUAUUACAAGUAUAUGAUUCAGGAACAUCAACUGCAAAAUGUUCUAUAAAAAGUUGGGAGCAGGUUCAGGUUGACUUGCUGGAGAAAUAUAUCUCAGGAAGUUUACACAGAGGAAUAUAUUUCUACUCGAUGAUUUUUCUCUUGCAAGACAAAUGUGAAGGAAAAUCAUGGCUGUCAAGGUCAUUGUUUGUAAUUGAGGGAUAUAUUAUUAUAUGCAGUGAGAAUCUCAUACAGUUUGGCUCACCAACGUAUUGUCUUGGAACCCCACCUUAUUACUCUCUUGAUUCACUCUGCCCCAUACAAAACAUAUUGGAAUUGAUCAUAGAAUCAGAAGAGGAUUGCAGAUGCUUAACUUUGAUUGCUGGAAAUGUUCCUUACGGAAACAUUUUUUUGGACGAUAGCAAGAGAGGAAAUCUGCAACAAGAGAAUCGAAGAAGCUGUACAUGGAAACUGAAAUGGGUCUCUGAAGAUUACUUGAUGAGAUUUGUGUCAUUGCUCAAGGCCAUGUACUUGGGCUUCUCUGCAACUUCUCUACAUGUAAAGUAUGCAUCUUGAUCUGUCUAUAGAAUUGUCAAUUUUGCUUUUGAUUCAAUUUAUUCUUUUCAAUUUUAUUU